CGCGCAUAUAAAUACUUCUGCGCGCGGCCGCGUUCCCCAGUCUCGAAGACGGCGCCAUUUUGUCCUGUAAGCAGAGAUUUCCCUGAUUUUUCAUCACCAUGAGUGGAUGUCGUGUGUUCAUCGGCCGUCUGAGCCCUCAUGCUCGUGAUAGAGACGUGGAGAAGUUUUUUAAAGGCUACGGACGCAUUCGGGAGAUUAACCUAAAAAACGGGUUUGGCUUUGUGGAGUUUGACGACCACAGGGACGCAGAUGACGCAGUGUAUGAGCUGAAUGGAAAAGAGCUGUGCAGUGAGAGGGUGACCAUUGAACAUGCCCGUUCUCGCCGAGGAAGAGGUGGAGGCCCAGGAAUGGGAGGCCGUUUCUCUCCACGCUUUGGAGGGUAUCGUAAAUCCCGCAGUGUGGGUUCCAGGUAUGGACCACCUGUGCGCACGGAGCACAGAGUCGUUGUGGAGAAUCUCUCCUCUCGCAUCAGCUGGCAGGAUCUGAAGGACUUGAUGAGGAAGGUGGGUGAAGUGACCUUUGUGGAUGCACACAGGACCAAGAAGAAUGAGGGGGUGGUGGAGUUUGCUUCACACAGUGAUAUGAAGAAUGCCAUAGAGAAGCUGGAUGGAACCGAUCUGAAUGGACGCAAAAUCAAGCUGUUCGAGGAUCACAAGAGGGAUCGCAGUAGGAGUCGUUCCCGCAGCAGGAGCAGCUCUCGUUCCCGCUCGCCCAGUCGGAGUCGCAGUCCUGAGCGUGGAAGCAAACGCUCCCGCAGUCGCUCAGCCAGUCGCACCCCAGAGAAGAAGACUACCAGUAACCGCUCUCCCUCCCGCUCUCCGUCUCCUCUGAGGAAACAGAGCCGCUCCCGAUCUGCCUCUACAGAGAGUCAGCACUGAAACUAAUUUUGUGUGCGGCUUUUCCCCCCCCCCUCUUUUCCACUUAUUAAUGUGGCAUAUGUCAAUGUGCUACUUUAGUGUAAAUUACUUACUGUGAGUUGAAUGGGUGAGUGUGUGUGUGUGUGAUGUUUUGAUUAUUUUUUAUCCUGAGGAACUGGGUGGGUUUAAGACAUAAUGGAGUGGGUUCAGACUAGAUAUUUUUCACAAUGUCUUGUAUUGGUUUCUAUUUUUAUUUGAUCAAUUUCAAUCCUGGAGUACUUCUGUAGAGAACUUAAAUGUAUGUGGGUUUUGUUUCUCAAACUCACUUGUUAAUUUUUGUUUGUCUUUAUGGUGGUUCAACAGAAGGGUUAUGCCUGUAUAUACAUUCUGGAAUAAAGUAUAUUGGUAUUUGCCAGAGAA
This is a messenger RNA of Sinocyclocheilus grahami, 1277 nucleotides long. Its product is annotated as serine/arginine-rich splicing factor 5-like. NCBI's taxonomy places the organism in Eukaryota, Metazoa, Chordata, Actinopteri, Cypriniformes, Cyprinidae. The transcript has 8 exons. Gene Ontology annotation, cellular component: nucleus; cytoplasm. The record is from RefSeq and is a predicted model, not a curated record. Gene Ontology annotation, molecular function: mRNA binding. Bases 99 to 878 code for a protein of 259 amino acids.